AAAAUGCCCUCUUGUGCUCAAAAUGAUUUUUGCUUGUAAAUUAUUGUGGCAAACUUUGAAAAAGCAUGCUCACCCUCAACACAUGUUUGAUGAAUAGUUUGAUUUGUUCCCACUUGGAAUCCCUUUAAAUUCCCACCCUUUUCAAAACCUUCAUGAAAACUUGCUGGCUCAGAAGUGAUCUUUACCAGUGGCGGUUUGGUUACUUCCCGGCGAGCCUCAGCCAUUAUCCUAGCCUAAUUCCAAGUGGAGAAGCAUAGGAUCUAAGUAUAUUAUAGAAUGUGCUCCAGAGAAUCAGUACCACCACAACAUCAAUCAAACACCUUUUCCAACUUCUUAUAUAAUGUCAUCCUGGGCUUCCAUUGAACACUCAUCAAGUAAAACACAUCAACCAGAGCUUCUAUUUCUUCUCCAUAAGGUUCCAAAGAACAACAAACACAAAAGAUGGUGAAGUUCUCAAAGCAGUUUGAGGGGCAACUCAUUCCAGAAUGGAAAGAGGCCUUUGUAGAUUACUGGCAACUCAAGAAGGACCUCAAAAAAUUCCAACCUUUCAACAUUACCAACAACACACCCAACAAGCACCAAAGUAGUUCUGUACCUAAGUACAUAAUUUCAUCAAUAAGAAACUACUCUUUAUUUGGUCAUCCACAUGGAGAGCAUGGACCAAUUCAAGUCCAUAGGAAACUUGCUUCAUCAUCUUGUGUGGGGGACAUGUAUGAGACAGAACUACUAGAGCAGUUUGCUGACACUGAGGCAGCUAAAGAAUUUUUUGCAUGUCUGGACCAGCAACUAAACAAGGUGAAUAAUUUCUAUAGAACAAAGGAGAAAGAGUUCAUGGAGAGAGGGGAUUCCCUGAAAAAACAAAUGGACAUUCUCCUUAAGCUCAAAUCUACAUUCAAGGAGCAGCAGAGCAAAGGAGGCUCUUCCCAUGGCUCCAAGGAGGACCAAUCUAUUUCUUGCACAUUCUCCAAUGAGGAAGACUCUGUUAGGAACAGAGCACAGCAAGAAGAAAUGCAGGACAUGAGCACAGAUGAUUUGGAGAAAACUGAAGUGCCAUUUUCAGAUGAAAUUGGGAAAUCUAUGGAGAUGAAAAGAGAAGAUGGGAAAUUGAGAUCACUUUCUGGCCGUACUAUCAAUUGCCAAGGGAAGAAUCUGAGGAUAAACAUUCCCUUGACAACACCAUCUCGAACCUUCUCAGCCAUAAGUUACCUUCUUAGAGAAGAUUUGCUCAAUCAAUCAUCAAGGAAAUGUGGUGGAGAAGUAUGCAAGAUUCAUCUUAACAAAACAAAGCUGCAUCAUGCUGAAAAGAUGAUCAAAGGGGGUUUCAUUGAACUAUACAAAGGACUAGGGUAUCUCAAAGUUUACAGGAACUUGAAUAUGCUUGCAUUUAUAAAGAUCCUGAAGAAAUUUGACAAGGUCUCUGAGAAAGAAAUUCUUCCCAUCUAUCUCAAAGUUGUUGAGAGUUCCUAUUUCAAUAGCUCAGACAAGGUGAUGAAGUUAGCAGACGAAGUUGAGGAACUAUUCAUCAUAAAUUUUGCUGAAGAUAAUCGAAGAAAGGCCAUGAAAUACCUUAGGCCAAGCCAGCGUGAAGAAUCACAUACAGUAACUUUCUUCAUUGGACUAUUUACCGGAUGCUUCGUGGCGCUUUUCGCGGGAUAUGUUAUAAUGGCUCACAUAACCGGCCUGUAUGGACGACAACCAAAUUCAGUUUACAUGGAAACUGUCUACCCUGUGCUUAGCAUGUUCAGCCUUGUGUUUCUACAUUUCUUUCUCUAUGGUUGCAAUAUUCUUGCAUGGAGAAAGACUCGUAUAAACUACAACUUCAUUUUUGAACUGGCCCCUACUAAGGAUCUUAAGUACAGAGAUAUAUUCUUAAUUUGUACAAUGGCGAUGACUGUUGUGGUUGGGGUAAUGUUUCUUCAUUUGACUCUACUGACGAAAGGGUAUCCUUAUGACCAAAUUCAUGACAUUCCUGGAUAUCUUCUUCUGGUCUUCUUACUAAUAUUGGUGUGCCCUUUCAACAUUUUAUACCGGUCAAGCCGAUAUCGUUUCCUUUGUGUGAUAAGGAACAUAAUUUGGUCACCCCUUUACAAGGUUGUCAUGCUAGACUUUUUCAUGGCUGAUCAACUUUGUAGUCAGGUGCCAAUGCUAAGGAACCUAGAAUAUGUAGCAUGCUAUUAUAUAACUGGGAGCUACAAAACUCAGGACUAUGGUUACUGCAUGAGGACAAAGCACUACAGAGAUCUAGCUUAUGCAGUGUCAUUUCUACCUUACUAUUGGAGGGCUAUGCAGUGUGCUAGAAGAUGGUUUGAUGAAGGGGAAACAAGCCACCUUGUGAAUCUGGGAAAAUAUGUAUCAGCAAUGUUAGCAGCAGGUGCUAAAGUGGCUUAUGAGAAAGAUCCUAGUAUUGGAUGGCUUUGUCUUGUUGUGAUCAUGUCUAGUGGAGCAACUGUGUACCAAUUGUACUGGGACUUUGUAAAAGACUGGGGUUUGCUUCAAGUGAAUUCCAAGAACCCAUGGCUCAGGAAUGAAUUAAUGCUUCGCAGAAAAGGCAUUUACUACUUCUCAAUGGGAUUGAAUUUUAUUCUGAGGCUUGCUUGGUUACAAACUGUCCUCCAUUCAAGAUUUGAACAUGUUGAUUAUCGAGUAACGAGCAUAUUUUUAGCAGCUCUUGAAGUUACCAGAAGAGGGCUGUGGAAUUUCUUCAGAUUGGAGAAUGAGCAUCUAAAUAAUGUUGGCAAGUUUAGAGCAGUGAAGAUAGUACCACUUCCUUUUCAUGAAGUGGAUGAGGAAGACUAGUAAUAAUAAUAAUAAGGCCAUUUGGCAGAUUUAUUAUUCUGAGGUAGUGACUAGGGGAUGCUUCCAGACAAAUAUUUCAAGGAGCAGAUUAGGUGUCUUUAUCUAAGUUGAUGUAUGAUUGAUCAACUUGGUUAUUUCAUUGGGUUGAUCAUCCUCAAUUUGUAUACACAAUUUUUCAUUAACAAGAAAUAGAAAUCAAUGAAAAUAUGCAGCUUGUAACA
Molecule: messenger RNA, 3017 nt
Organism: Lotus japonicus
Lineage: Eukaryota; Viridiplantae; Streptophyta; Magnoliopsida; Fabales; Fabaceae
Product: phosphate transporter PHO1 homolog 1
Exons: 14
Coding region: 442-2796 (784 amino acids)
Biological process (GO): phosphate ion transport; cellular response to phosphate starvation
Cellular component (GO): Golgi apparatus; plasma membrane; cytoplasm
Molecular function (GO): inositol hexakisphosphate binding
Source: RefSeq, a predicted model, not a curated record